This is a messenger RNA of Acanthoscelides obtectus, 4942 nucleotides long. NCBI's taxonomy places the organism in Eukaryota, Metazoa, Arthropoda, Insecta, Coleoptera, Chrysomelidae. The record is from the annotation of a GenBank genome assembly.
UUUCCGUCCCGACGCUCCGCCGCCACGCCUACGGCGUCGCGUUACAAGACGACGCUCGCGGUUCGCGUCGCGUCGCUAAGUCCGUCGGUUCAUUCAGUCGCUGGUUCGAUUCCGCAGGAAAAGGAUAGACAAACAGACGUACAAGUUGCGUGACACUCCUCUGCGCCGUCUACCCGAUCGCGUUCAAGUUCGCAUUUUUUAAAAUUGGAUAUUUAUGUGCCUAUGUGACCGGUGAUUUAUUUUCAUAAAUCUGAGAUUUCAGAAAGACGACUACUAAGGCAAAAUUGCAUUACAGCUGUUGAUAAAUGGCAUCUGCGACAUCAAAAAAAUGGACAGAUUUUUUAUCAUGUCGCCAAGUCCUCAAUAUAAUGGUCAUAUUGGGCUUCAUGUUCAACUACAUGUUGCGAGUAAAUCUGACAAUAGCUAUCGUAGACAUGAUAGAAUCCCCAUUCAGGAACUCAUCAGGUAGCAACAUUUCAUCCGGAACAACAAAUUCUACAGUGGCAACAGGCAGUGACACUAGAUUCCAAUGGUCAGAAUCUCAAAAGAACGAUAUUCUCGGUAGCUUUUUUUGGGGUUACGUUCUAACGGAGCUUCCUGGUGGGAGAAUGGCCGAAAUCGUGGGAGCCAGAAGGAUAUUUGGUGGAGGAAUGUUGGCUGCAAGUUUACUCACUAUCCUCACUCCGGCUGCUUGCUAUACUAAUUUUUAUACAGUUGUGAUUCUUCGCGCCUUGCUGGGCUUCUUCCUGGGUGCCACCUGGCCGGCGAUCCCACCGAUGGCGGCAAAAUGGGUCCCGCCAAUGGAACGGUCCAAAUUCAUAGCGAACAUGAUGGCCAGCAGUUUGGGAGCGGCUCUCACCUUGCCGGUUUGCGGGUACCUUAUAAGCACCUUGGGCUGGGCAAGCGUCUUCUACUUUACAGGCAUGAUAGGCCUAGCGUGGUCCGUGCUCUGGUUUUUCCUGGUGUUCGAUUCUCCUGCCCAGCAUCCCAGGAUAUCAGAAGAGGAGCGUAUGGAGAUAGAAAAGGCAAUUUCCGAAGGGGAAGGAGGAAAAAGUCAGAAGCCUAGCAGUGUCCCAUGGUUGACCAUCUUCACUAGCCUUCCGGUAUGGGCAAUUAUAGUCACCCAUGGGAUGUCAGUGUUUGGGUACUUCACUGUGGUCAACCAACUGCCUACGUAUAUGCACGAUGUGUUGGAGUUUAAUAUCAAAAAGAAUGGGUUGUUGUCCAGUCUUCCUUAUCUAGGUAAAUACGCCAUGGCGAUCUUUUCCAGCUGGUUGGCAGAUAGACUUCGCCGUUCAGGCCGCUUAUCCACCACAGCGACCAGAAAAGUCUUUACAGCAUUCGCCCUUGUAGUCCCAGGAGCCUUGAUGGCUCUGCAAGCUCUCAAAGGCAACGACGCUGCCCUGUCAGUCACUGUCUUCACGGCGUCUCUGUUCUUUAAUGGAGCUGUCACCGCUGGGUAUCUUUCGAAUGGGUUGGACAUCGCCCCUAACUUUUCAGAUUCCAUUUUUCUUCACUGCUCUUUGCUGGAGAUGCGCAUAUCUGUAUUCUUGUUCUCCACACAGUGUCCUGAAACACCUCUGAUAAAACCCUCAGCUACGGACGGUUCAGAUGAGCAUGUUUGCCUUAUGUCUAUCUAACCAUGACCAACCGGAUACAACCCUGGUUCGUAUUAAUUAGCAACUCAUCAGUACAGUAUAGAUCUAGUAGACCUAGAGACAGACGGACUCAAAAUAGUCUUUACCAAGGUACUUUUUAUCGCCCCAAUCGCAAACAUGACAGAACACAGAACAUCACUGGCCUUCGUUCGACCUUCUGCCACCAAAACGGUUGACCCAUUUAGCAGCUUUCUGUGCAUAAUUGCGUAAAUAAACAUCCAUCUACAGGUCUUUUAAGUCGUAAUCCGCAUGGAGAAAUACAUGUAUGACUAUUUUUGUAUUGUAUUCAGGUACAAUUUUCGGGAUGGCUAAUACCCUGUCAUCCUUCGGAGGCUGGUUAUCCACCAAAAUUGUGGCAGUCCUCACAGAGGGAAACAAGACAUUCGACUCCUGGAAAUAUGUCUUCUGGAUCCUAUGUGGCACUUACGUCUUUGGAGCUAUAUUCUACUCUAUCUUUGGCACGGGAAAACUGCAAAAGUUCAACUCUGUUCAAGGGACAGUGGAAGACGGGAAAGAAAUGCAACCUCUCAAGUCAGACGCAGAGCAGAAGAAAGAAAAAGAAAUUAUUGCGUGAUAACAAGAAUAUCAUAGAAACAGUGAAAGGGACGAUACAAGGAACUAAGCUACGAAGAGGUCCCAGGACAAAGUGGUAUUUGAAGCUUGAGGCCUUACUUCAAAGUGUUUCUAUCAUAAUCCUCAAAAAAGGCACCACAUUCCUCUGCGUUACACAGUUACUCCCCAAAGGCUCCGGCUCUAAACAAAGCUGGAUAUGGUGUUCCUAAAACAUAAGGCAAACAUUCAAGGGGUGAUUCUUUGGAUUAUUCUAAGACUAUUUUUGACGAUUUUCGAAAUACCACUUUGUUUCUGAGAUAUAGACUCUUAAUGACCACCACUGGAGAAACCGGUUUUUAUUACCUUUUGGGCAAUAUCCAGUAAACCAAUGAAUUUGACAGGUUAGUAACCAGUUCAGGUCUCACAUGAUGAUGUUCAUGGAAAAUAGUUAACACAUAUAGUUUGCUAGGGAGUGACUAGCUCUAAUUCAGUAUUGCUAUUUUUUACACCCUGUGUAAUAAUGAUUCAAAAGUAAUAUUUUUAGAAAGCUGGAUCCUUCAUCUAAAAAAAAAAAUGUAUCAACGUCUGAUUUCGAUAAAAUGAAGCGACUUCGAGAAAAUUAAGAAUUGAGCCAAUCACCAAAAAAUUAGACAAAAGCCCAGAACUUGAUACGGAGAUCUAAACACUAAUAUCUGGGAAUUUUUCGGAUUCGCUGAUCUCGAGUGUUUUAUCACAAUUAUUGUAUUUUUAAAAUAGCGAAGGUUGUUUAAGAAAAACCGAUUUUCAGCGGUGUUCUGGAGGCCUAUAUCUCCGAAACAAAAAGGUAUGUCAUAAACCGAUCAGCUUUAUAUUUCCUAGAUCCAUUUUAAAAAUUCACAAAAAUACAAUAUUUUUGAGAUCCAGAAACAUAAGCAAUUUUCUAUAUUUAGCGUCUCGAAUCUCUCGAGGGGGUCAAUUCGUGAAACCGAGGGAGGAGAACACGGGUAGGAAAACUAGGAGAAAGCGUUCUAUUACAUUUAUGCCAGCCUUUGGAAUCUGCUAAAACGGCAUACUAAAGUUGUCUUAAAAACGUAUUUUUAAUGUCUCAGGCAUUCAAACAUAACAGGCGCAUAAAAUUGACGUCUAUAAAACAUUUAAUUGAAUGAAAAACCUAUAAGAACAUUAUUUAUUUAUCUGUAGCAAAUACAGUCACAAACUUAAUCAUGAAACGUUUCUAUAUUCUGCCGUGCUAAGCUCAGAAGGGGUAUCUGCAACUUUCGGGCAUAGUUGGUUAUUGGUACCUGAUAAAUCAUUGUCAUUUUUUCUACUUAUUCGUAAAGUGAUUAGGAGAUAUCAUGCAAUAGUUUUCUUAGGGCUGUACCGUUAGUCGUUCCUACAAUUGUAGGACGCCUUUAUGGCCUCAUUGGUUUUCAUAGUUUUCUACUCUUCCGUGUCAGUGCUCUAUUUUGAGAUAUUAUGUUACAAAUAUCUAUUUGCAUCAACUUGUUCAUGCUUUUGAUUUAUAUCCACCUGACAUUUCCUACAAUUCAAGAAGAAAACAUAGCCUGACAAUAGGAGAGUGCUAACGCUGACACGGAACCGUAGGAAUCUAGAAAUAUCCCAGCCUUUCUGAAGCAGAGGAAAGAGUAUGAAAAUGAAGUGGGCCAUAAAGGCGUCCUACAAUUGGACGGCUUUUUGUAGAAAGGAACCCACCCAGAAAAACGAUUAUUAUUAUUAAGGUUUUGAAAAUGAUAAAAAAUUUAUUUUAGACCAAAAAUGAUUUUAAUUAAUGGCAUACUGAGGGCUUCAAAUAUGUGUAUAUGUUAUAACACUAAACAAUUUAUAUUUAUAUGCUCGUAAUAGACUAUUUUCCUAAAAUAUAGAUUUUUUAUAUUUAGUGGGUUGGUUCCUUUCUGCAAGAAGCCGUCCAAUUGUAGGAAUGACUGACGAUACGGCCUUUAGACUCCUCAUUUUUUGUUAGCGUUAUCUGUACAAAUGAAUCAGAGGUUCAAACUUUGGACGCCUCUUUCUCGAUUUCAUGAAUGGUGCCGAUACCCCCCUCUGUGCUUAGCACUGCAGUAUUCUGCUUCCUCAUUUUCACGAAUCUAUCUUUCUUACUUCUAUUUGUUAUUUUGUUAGCCUUUUUCAUAUGGAUUAUGUGAUGGAUGAAUAAGAUCAAAGCCAUAUGGCUCAAACAGGGUCACUAAAUCAAGGGAGUGUAAUAAAAUUCAAAGCGAUUGUUCUCAUAUGUGUUUAUCAAGCAUCAUUCCCAAAUUUAUAGUUUUUACGUACCUUAUUAUAUCCUUACUAUAUCUUCACCAACAGUAGAAAAUGCGUCUUAGUAAGUUGCCUACAUCUGUCGCUAUGAUCUCAGUUUUAUGUAUAUGUCUGAAACAAUAAUUAUAAAAAUAUAUGCCAAUUAAAGUUACAGUCAUCACAUUAUAUUUGAGAUUAUUUUUUAUGUUGGACAAAUCAAUAAACACAUUGGACUGACAAAGUUUUUUGUAUGAAUAAUAAAUCUAGGUUUAACUAGUUCUAGAUUAUGUAUUUUAUACAUACGCUGUACAUUGUUUACAAUAAAAUGUCAAGAACUGAUAUAUUUUUACUUAUACACCAUACAAUUCUAUACAAAGUCCAUAUGAUAAAGUAAAGCUCUUGUAUCUAGCGAAUAGUCGGUUAUCAUAUACUAUCCAUAUGUUGAUGUGGCUCAGUGAAAAGAACAUCUCUUCCCUAACAAACAGAGCCAUGGUGCC